ACAAACUGCCCCUAAUGCAUCACCCAGCCCCUCUAACACAGACUCUGCAUUCAACAGAGGAAACGGAAAAGACGAAACAUAGCCUGCAAGAAGGUUUGUCAUUUCAAAACCCCGGGGCUGUGGAAAGAACGGAGAAUCCCUCUUUAUUCCCACACUUUGGCUUCUUUUGUUGGACCUUAGAUCUUCCUUCAAGCUUCAUUUAAUUCCACCACUUUUUUGACCAUCGUUUCUCCAGCUGUUUGCAGCUGGCAAAAAGCACCCGCCCUGUUCAGGGAAAGAAGAAGCUUGAGACUGAGCGGAGAGGGGGAUCGAGAGAUAGACAGAAAAAGGGAGAGAGAGAUGGCACCCCAACUUCCCCAACCGCAGGUGAGGAGCAACAUCUCCAAGUUCCUCAGGAGCUUUUUGGGAAUCGCCCGGAUUCUGCAGAUCGUAUUUGGAGCCGGGCUGUGGAUCACAGUCGCUGCCAACAAGUAUGAGGGCUCUAUCCACUUCGUCCUGUUCGUCGCUGUCCUCUUUUGGCUGCUCACCCUCGCCUUGUUCCUCAUCACCCUCCUGGGCAAGCAGGACCUGGUUCCUCUGCUGGGAGGAGAGCGCUGGCUGUGCACCAACCUGACGCACGACGUGGCCGCCGCCGCACUUUACCUGCCGGCCAUAGGAGUCAUGAUCUACAAGACUGAACGCAACUCCUACUGCAACCUGGACAGGUACCAGCACUUCUGCCUGUAUAAGGUCUACCUGACAGCGGCCGUGUUCGCCUGCCUGUGCUGCCUGAGCUACCUGCUGUCGGUCAUCUAUGGGGGGUGCAGGAAGAGCCGAGGAGAACAAACUGUCAUCUGAUGGCACUGGAUCAGGUUGUGAUGAAGGAUGGAAGAGGAGUAUCCACUGCAAGAUGAAGAAUAGUCCCCUUCACUGUAAUUUUACUCAACAGCCUACUGUCUCCCUCCUGGCUGUUGUUGCAUGAAAAGCAGCUCCAGGUACAGAGGUUGAUCCCAAGACAGGGUUUGAUUGGUUGGGGUACAAGUCACAAUAUUAGCCUAACAAUUUUGUGGCUAUUUACUGCCAUUUCCAUCAAAGACAACAGUGUAAACAUUAAUGCAGAACUUUGCUAGAGAAACAUUUUUAUAUAUAAUUAAAAACUAUUAAUAUACAUUUUAACUCAGUCUUAAAUCAUUGAAAUGCUGCAGUUUUAUAAUACUAAAUAUUUUUUAUCUUCUUACUAGGGAUUCAUCGAUGUGAAUAUUUGGGCUUGUAUCAAUAACAGAUAUUAAUGUCUGUUAUAUAUUUUCUGAUGCCGAAACAUCGUACAUCCCUACUUCUUACACGUUUUUAUAUGAUGACAAGCUCUGCAGAUAAAAGACAUUGACUCUCAGCUGUUUUUGUUUUGUCUUCAACUCAAACAUCCAGUUUCAACUUCUCUCAGAUUGCUGUUUACUCAACAAGGUGGCGACAAUAACAACCUCCUCUAACAUGGAUGUGAAUGGUGCUGUAACAUGUUUGCUGAACAAAUUUGCUCCUAAUAUAAUUUCAAAGAGUGGAAAUAAAGGUGACCAGAUUGAGAAUCUA
Molecule: messenger RNA, 1563 nt
Organism: Girardinichthys multiradiatus
Lineage: Eukaryota; Metazoa; Chordata; Actinopteri; Cyprinodontiformes; Goodeidae
Gene: marveld1
Product: MARVEL domain containing 1
Exons: 1
Coding region: 340-837 (165 amino acids)
Biological process (GO): myelination
Cellular component (GO): membrane
Molecular function (GO): structural constituent of myelin sheath
Source: RefSeq, a predicted model, not a curated record